AUGAAGUUCUCUGCUAUUUUCGCUCUCAUGCCCCUGGCUGUCCUUGCGACGCCAACACCUACCAUCGAGAAGCGAGCGACUACCUUCUGUGACCAGUGGGGCUCUGCUACCACGGGUACCUACAUCGUCUACAACAACCUCUGGGGUGCCUCCUCCGGCACCGGCAGCCAAUGCACCACCUUGACCGGACUGUCUGGCAGCAACCUGCAAUGGUCUACUACAUGGUCAUGGUCUGGCGGCCAGUACAACGUCAAGUCGUACGCCAACGCUGUUGUCAACGUCAGCAAGAAGGCACUUAGUGCUAUCAGCAGAAUCCCUACGACCUGGAACUGGAGCUACUCCGGAAGCGGCCUCGUCGCAAACGUUGCCUACGACCUGUUCACCUCAUCAACAGCCUCCGGGUCCGCUCAGUACGAGAUCAUGAUCUGGCUCGGCUCUCUCGGCGGCGCCGGCCCCAUCAGUGCCACCGGCAGCACCAUCGCCACCCCCAACGUUGGUGGCCGCACCUGGAACCUGUACAAGGGCACCAACGGCCAGAUGACUGUCUUUAGCUUCGUCGCGCCCAGCAAUGUCCAGAGCUUCAGCGGCGAUCUCAAGCAGUUUGUCACAUACCUCAUCAACAGCCAGGGCCUCCCGUCCUCCCAGAUCCUGCAGAGCAUCGGUGCUGGCACCGAGCCCUUCGUCGGCUCCAAUGCCAAGUUCACCACCACUGCCUACACAGCUUCUCUUGCCUAG
Molecule: messenger RNA, 735 nt
Organism: Colletotrichum truncatum
Lineage: Eukaryota; Fungi; Ascomycota; Sordariomycetes; Glomerellales; Glomerellaceae
Product: glycoside hydrolase family 12 protein
Biological process (GO): polysaccharide catabolic process
Molecular function (GO): cellulase activity
Source: RefSeq, a predicted model, not a curated record